AUGAACGGCGACACCUACUCAUCCAGGGAUACUGGACGUUCCCGCGAUUACUUCCGCGACGAGCGACGUGAUCGAGACCGGGGUGACAGACCCGAACGCGGAGCUGACCGAGCUGCCGACCGAGGUGCUGAACGUGGUUCCGAACGAGGAACCGAGCGUGGAUCUGAACGGGGCGACCGGAGUGAUCGCGGUGAACGACGCCGAUCGCGUUCGCCUCAUCAUGGAUCCCGAGCGGACUCUCGUCGGGAGCGCGAAGUGAACUCAUACUCAACCAGCCGUGACUACCGCGCCCGUGAGCGCGAAGACCGCUACUCUGGCCGCCGUGAUGACCGAGAGUGGGACCGUGGCGACCGUGCCGAGCGAGGUGACCGCACUGAGCGUGGAGGUGGUGAACGUGGGGGUGGUGACCGCGGUGGUGGUGACCGGGGCGAUCGUCGCCGACGUGACUUUGACGACAGACCCCGUCGCGACCUGUUUGACGACCGACGCGGCGGCGGCGGACGUGGUGGCGGAGACCGUGGUGGUGGAGACCGUGGUGAUCGUGGAGACCGUGAGCGAAGAGAGCGCAAGCGAAGCGCCACACCCCCGCGCCGCAAGGAGCCUACUCCCGAUCUGACAGAUGUGCCCUCGGUGUUGACUCGCAAACGUCGUCUGACUCAAUGGGAUAUGAAACCUCCUGGUUAUGAGAAUGUUACGGCUGAACAGGCAAAGAUCUCAGGGAUGUUCCCUCUUCCCGGAGCUCCUCGUCAGCAGCCGAUGGAUCCAAGCCGCAUGAAGGACUUCCUGAACCCCCCUACUGGAGAUAGCGACAACGCAGCCCUCAAGCCUUCCAACUCUCGCCAAUCAAAGCGCCUUUUCGUUUACAACAUCCCGCCCGGUGUCUCGGGCGAUGCCGUUAUUGCCUUCUUCAAUCUGCAGUUGAAUGGUCUUAACGUUAUUCACAGUGUCGACCCUUGCAUCUCGGCCCAAGUUUCUGAAGAUAAAUCAUUCGCGCUUCUGGAGUUCAAGGAUCCAAAUGACGCCACAGUUGCAUUGGCUUUUGAUGGAAUUACCAUGGCGGAGAGUGGAGACAAGGGACUUGAAGUGCGACGACCAAAGGACUACAUUGUUCCCGACGGCAGCGCAGCCCAGCCAGUUCAACCCGGCGUUGUUCUGAACGAGGUGCCUGACUCACCCAACAAGAUCUGCAUCUCUAAUAUUCCCACCUAUAUCAAUGAGGAAGCUAUCAUCAUGCUGCUAAAGUCAUUCGGCGACCUCAAGUCGUUUGUUUUGGUCAAGGAUGCUGCUACAGAAGAGUCUCGGGGAAUUGCCUUUUAUGAAUACGUCGACCCGAACAACACUGCUCUGGCCGUUGAAGGUUUGAACGGCAUGGAACUUGUCGAUCGCCACCUCAAGUUUGUUCGCGCCAGCAUUGGAACUACACAAGCCUCUGGCCUCGACAUGGGCGUGAAUGCCAUGCAGAUGUUCGCCAAGACCACCUCCCAGGAUCUCGAGACCACUCAGGUCCUGCAGCUUCUCAACAUGGUCACUCUUGACGAGCUCCUCAAUGACGAAGAUUACGAAGAAAUCAUGGAGGAUGUUGGCGAGGAAUGCUCCAAGUUCGGAAAGAUCAUCGGAAUGAAGAUCCCCCGCCGCGGACACGGCGCCGGUAAAAUCUUCAUUAAGUAUGAUACUGCUGAGUCUGCCACCACCGCUCUCAAGGCGCUGGCGGGUCGCAAGUUCUCUGACCGUACAGUCGUUGCCUCAUACUUCGGGGUUGAGAACUUCGACACCGAGGCCUGGUAAACCCGGGUUGAUACUGUUCAUUUUUCGUUCCCUAUUUCCCUUGAUGCAGGCGUGUUUUUUCUUUCUUUUUUCUCGGGACCAGUCGCUUUUGGAGCAGGUAGGUCCCAAAUGUGUACCAUAACAAAAAAUGCUCACAUCAUCAUCGGUUGAUUGAAAUGCUCAACUAAGGUUUUAGUUCCUUUGCCGUACAGCUCUGGUUCCCAGAGGGUUGGAAUAAGGGUUGGAUGAAAAUGGAUGAGACGAAUGUCCGUAGAAGCUGUUCUAGUUGAUCUGUUAUAGGGUGUCUACAGUGUCUUCUCCGACCUCAAUAACCAUGGUGGUUGUGUUUUUCUCUGUUUUGCAACACACUGUAGGAUAACCACUCCAAUGAAUGCA
This is a messenger RNA of Penicillium samsonianum, 2160 nucleotides long. RefSeq names its product splicing factor u2af large subunit. The record is from RefSeq and is a predicted model, not a curated record. Gene Ontology annotation, molecular function: pre-mRNA 3'-splice site binding; poly-pyrimidine tract binding. Bases 1 to 1785 code for a protein of 594 amino acids. The transcript has 4 exons. Gene Ontology annotation, biological process: mRNA processing. NCBI's taxonomy places the organism in Eukaryota, Fungi, Ascomycota, Eurotiomycetes, Eurotiales, Aspergillaceae. Gene Ontology annotation, cellular component: U2-type prespliceosome; nucleus; nuclear speck.